This is a messenger RNA of Malassezia pachydermatis, 435 nucleotides long. RefSeq names its product ubiquitin domain containing protein. The record is from RefSeq and is a predicted model, not a curated record. Gene Ontology annotation, cellular component: nucleus; cytoplasm. Gene Ontology annotation, molecular function: zinc ion binding; ubiquitin protein ligase binding; protein tag activity. The transcript has a single exon. Lineage: Eukaryota; Fungi; Basidiomycota; Malasseziomycetes; Malasseziales; Malasseziaceae. Gene Ontology annotation, biological process: protein ubiquitination; modification-dependent protein catabolic process. Bases 1 to 435 code for a protein of 144 amino acids.
AUGGUGCGUGUGACGACAGCUCCGAGAGACAGAUAUGCUAACUUUUGUAUAGUCAAAGCAAAGAUUCAAGACAAGGAGGGAAUUCCUCCGGAUCAACAGCGUCUGAUCUUUGCCGGAAAGCAGCUAGAGGACGGGCGUACACUCAGUGACUAUAACAUCCAAAAAGAAAGCACCCUGCACCUGGUACUGCGCCUUCGUGGUGGUGCCAAGAAGCGGUGCCAACAUGGUCGCGGUACAGAAGAGCAAUGCCGAGAUGCGGCUGUGCAGAUCGUAGGCCAGUGCCCCCACUGCAGCCUGAGCUUUUGCAGUAAGCAUCGCCUGCCCGAGUCGCACGACUGUGCCAACCAGGAGCAGAUGCGCAAUGCAGCCUUCACAGCAAACAAGGAAAAGCUGGAGAAUGAACGUCUCUCUGCCACACGAGGCCUUGUCCACUAA